AUGUAUCGCCAGAGGUUUUUGUCGGCUAAAGAAGUAGAAGAUUUGUUAAUGAAUCCAAGUUCAGACGAAGAUGAUGAAUUGAACCAGAAAGUAGAUAAAGCUAUUGAAACAAACGUGAUUAUUUUGCCUCCAAAAAAUGAUGCUUUGAGUGACCAUGAAGAAAUUGAUGAUAACGUCCAAUUAUUGGAAGACGUGAACAUAUUGCCAAAUGAACUAGCCGGUGAAUUAGAGCUGGAAUGCAUAUUAGACGAUCUACAAUGUGAGCCAAAUGAUUCAGAAAAUGCAUCAACAUCACAAAAUAUUGCAUCAACUUCUAAAAAGGAAUCGACGUCUUUUCAAUAUAAAUUACCAAAGUGGUCAAAGAACUAUCGAGUUGGCUUUUCAAAUACUCCAAAAGACGUAUCAAGUGAAAAGAUUCAAGCGAUCUAUAACAAAAUAGGCAGUUUCAAUCCUCUUCAAAUUUUCGAAUUAUUUCUUGAAAAUGAGAUUAUCAAUUUCAUUGUUGAAAGCACCAAUACGUAUGCUAAUGCGGAUAGAAAUAAUUUAACAUUCAAGACAAAUUUCAAUGAAAUCCGUACAUUUAUUGGAAUAAUGUAUUUUUCUGGAUUGCAUACAGUUCCACAGUUGGAUUUAUAUUGGUCCAAUCAACCAGUCUUUCGCUGCAAUAUAAUAAAAGAAGCCAUGAGCCGAGACCGCUUCAAACUUAUCAAAUCGUUCUUACAUGCCUGUGAUAACAGUACAAUUGAUCCCAGCGACAAUUCGGAGUAUUUUCCCAUCACCUUUCAAUAG
Molecule: messenger RNA, 789 nt
Organism: Eupeodes corollae
Lineage: Eukaryota; Metazoa; Arthropoda; Insecta; Diptera; Syrphidae
Product: piggyBac transposable element-derived protein 3-like
Exons: 3
Coding region: 1-789 (262 amino acids)
Molecular function (GO): sequence-specific DNA binding
Source: RefSeq, a predicted model, not a curated record